GCGCCAGCGGCCGAGGCGCCAGCGGCCGAGCGCGCCGCGGACGCGGCCGAGAGCGGCGGCGGCGCGGCCGAGGCGCCCGCGGCCGAGGCGCCCGCGGCCGAGGCGCCCGCGGCCGUCAGUGGCGCCGCCGCGGCCGAGACGAUUGCGAGCUAUGUUGACACCCCCACGGUGCCAGCGGAGACCAACGAGGCGGAGGCGCUCGCCCGUGUGCUGACGCAGGCCGACGACCCGAACGCUUCAACGCUGCAGUACAUGGCCCCGUUCACGCCGCCCGCCAAGGUCGGCAUUGGCAGCACCGCGCAGUGGGCAGACGAACUGGAGAGCUUGAUCGACUCGGAGACGGACCUGGAGCGGCGCCUGGAGAAGAAGGCGGCCUUCAUGGUCCAGAAGGAGCAGAGCCAGAACGCGCCCAUCGGGCUCGGCACACAGUUCCUCGAGAUGUUCAAGAACGAUAAGACGUGGAUGCACAACCCACGCACUCCGAGCACAGCAGUCGGUGAUGGUGCAUCGGAGCUCGCAGAUGACUUCGACAUCGAUGAGGACGUGACGAACGACGGCAUGUACUACAAGCACUGCAAGGACAACAACUUCGCCGUCCCGACUCGCGGGUCAAGCGGCAAUCCACAGGGCGGCCGGUGGCAGAGGUACUUGGCGGCGAACCCUGCGAAGAAAGACGAGUACGCCAAGCUCAAGGGGAAGCUCGAUUUGCAAGCUGACUAUCGCAGGAAGUGGUGCAAAGAGCAGUACGAGAACUACAUGAAGGAGAAGGUGCACACCAGGCGGCAGUCCAAGAAGGAGUACAGCGACGCUCGGUACUAUACCGCCGAGAGGUGCGCCGAGGAGGACAAGAACUCGACGACGGCGGCGAACUAUUGCCUGCGCUGCUUGGCCAUGGGGUUCCCGUGGGUGAAGUACUGCACCUGGAGGAAGGCGCUGCUCUUCCUGUACAAGACGGAGGGCAUCCAGGAGGAGCAGAUGGAGGCGUGGACCCUCACGGUCAAGUCGUGGACGACGAAGCUUAAG
Molecule: messenger RNA, 1023 nt
Organism: Prorocentrum cordatum
Lineage: Eukaryota; Dinophyceae; Prorocentrales; Prorocentraceae
Source: the annotation of a GenBank genome assembly